This is a messenger RNA of Onthophagus taurus, 1762 nucleotides long. RefSeq lists its product as uncharacterized. The record is from RefSeq and is a predicted model, not a curated record. Lineage: Eukaryota; Metazoa; Arthropoda; Insecta; Coleoptera; Scarabaeidae.
GUUGAGGGCUUCUGAAUGUAUACAAUUCGACGUCGUGAAACUGCUUUCAUGUCGAACACUGCAAGCAAACAGGAAAAAGUGACGUGUUUUAUCGGAUUUUUCUUGUCGUUCAGUGUUAAAGCGCGAAUUAAGGGAGAAGGGAUAAAAAUCAUGAAAUGAAUUUGUAUUAAAAAAUGUAAACGCUUUGGUGACGCUUCUUUGUUUGCUUUACACAUGCAUUUUUGGAUUGAUAAAAGGAGCCAAGGAUGCGUUCGGUUUAACGGGGGACAUAUUAUCCGUCCAUAUAUUGCAGGAUUUAGAAGAGGAGCGUCGUAUAGCGGCGUGUACCCGAAGCUAAUGGUAACUCCAGUGCAUCGUUUUCAGUCAAUUGAAAGUGUAGCGAAUGCGGGGAGACGUAACCAAAAUCGGGGACCUGGUUAUUACCACGCCAGGUUCAUUGAAAGAACUAGAGGGGAGCAAAUUGAUGUCCCAUCAAACGGGGAAAUCCAUCCUUGCCCCGUUAUAGAGGAAAAUUUAACCCAAGGAAAUGCCCUAAAUAGAUCAAACGAUGUUUUGUCGCACAGCAGCUCAGCUUUACCCCGCGAAACUUCAUCAACUGCAAAGAUUAAGUGCGGGGUUUGGGCGUUUUUUGCGAUCAUCACGUUUUUUAUAGCUUUGGCCAAGUUUUAUUUUCACGGCGCGAAUAUGGGGAUGGAAGCGUUGGCUUUUUGCGCCCUCCUCGUUUUUAUUUUGUUAGUUGGGGGGUUGGUUUCUUUGUAUGAAGCUGUCACUUCGUGUCCUUUACACGGUCAAAAUUCGGCGCAAGUUUCUAACGAACAGAACGAAAUCCACGAGGAAUCAUCGCAAGUCCAUGUGCCAAACGACGUUCCCGUCUUAGUUAAUCCAGCUGAAAUGCCUCCACCGCCGUACCACAUCGCCAUUAUGUUACCAACACAAGAUGUUAACGAAUCUUUACAGAUUAUCCGCCGGGAUUCCCCACCUCCCACUUACGAAAAAGCGGUUACAUAAACUAAAAGUUAAAAUUUGAUUAGAAAAAUUAAACUUUGCACUUGAGACUAACUUCUCGAUGGAACAAAUACCUGGUAUCAAAAAUAAUUAAAAAAAAAAAAAGAUUUUAUUUCAUUAAUGUGAUAUUAAGACUGAUUAAAAGACGAGAAUGAAUGUUGUAUGUAGCGAUUUCGAAUUAAAUUUCUUUAAAAUUGUGUACCCAGUAAAUGUUCAUCGAGAAACCAAAAAAGAACCGCACCAAGUAUUAAAAUUAAAAUUCAUCGUUAACCGGUAGCUUUUAUAAUAUAAUAUAACAUAACAACGUAUUUAUUACACUAAAUAUUUUGUAAUUUUUGUAAAUACUUGUCGAUAUCGUUGUACCAUUUUGUACAAAAACUUUUGCUAACGUCUAUACACACGUAAACUUCAAUUUAAACCGGGAUUAUUAAAUUAAUUAAAUUAAAAUUAAAGGAAACUAAUUCUGAAUUCGUCUUUAUAAUUCGUCCGGAAUUAAAAAACGAUUUUAAAUAUAUAAAAAAUUUUUUUUUGAAAAUGAUGUAAUGUUAAAUAGUUAAUAAGUGUUCGAAUUUACUUCAAUUUCAAAUCUUAAACUUUCCCGACAAAAUUAAUCGAUAAUUACUCAAUCUUAAACGUUUAUUUUAAAUGUUUUACUCGCUGUAAGGAAAAACAACAAUUCUGUAAAUACCUCCCUAUUUACUCUGUCUAUUUAGUGUUAAAUAAUUAAUAUGCGUAAUAAAAAUAAUUUUAAGUUGUC